Paramuricea clavata is the source of this 2527-nucleotide messenger RNA. NCBI's taxonomy places the organism in Eukaryota, Metazoa, Cnidaria, Anthozoa, Malacalcyonacea, Plexauridae. The record is from the annotation of a GenBank genome assembly.
AUGUCGUGGAUUGCUGUUUUUAUGUACAUAGCCUUAGAUUUCGGUCAGUUUGGUAAGUACGCUUCAGAAUUAAAGAAAACUCGCAUGUAAACAAAAAUAUUACUAUCUAGCGAUACUAGCAUACACAUAAAAUGACAUUUUCAAGCCUUUGCACCGGGCGCAGUAUUAUAACAUAGUUUUCUGUAUUUUGGUAGUUCAUGGGGCAAGUGAAGAGGUAAACCAACAUCUUGCAAUGGGAAUGAAGUUGGUUUCAGCUGGACAAUUAUCUGAUGCACUGUCACAUUAUCAUGCUGCCGUAGGUAAAUGUCAGUCAUGUCACAUAUCUAGUAGAUAUCAUGACAGACUCAUAUAUCCAUGGACCCGGUAAUAGUGCACAAAUACAGUUUAUCCAUACUUCUUCAACUGGAAAAAUUAUAUUAUUUAUAUUACAAUCUCUGAGAAGUAUACAAAUAUACCUAUGUUUUCCUAGUCGGCAAGUCUUGCAGGUACAUUACGUACACAAGUAUAAAUUUAAACCUGUGUUGUGGUAUUAAUAGCACAAAUCUGACAGUUUUAUACAAGUGUUUGGGGUGACCAUGACUGUGUAAGCUUUCAUACUGUUUUACAUCCUACAUCCUUUGUAAAUUUCACAUGCACCCUAUAGUUGCCAUGAGUCGAUCAGCAGGUGCAUCCUAGUGCCAAUCACAUGGGUGGCUGAACCAGGGGGGGGGGAGGGAAUUAGAAGUAGAAAAUUGGGAACAAAGCCCCUCCAAAAAUAAGGAAUAUCAAAUAUUCAUUAUUCCUCAUUAUGUGGCUUGAAACAGUUGUUGGUGGUUCAGGUAUUAAAGAUUUCUGGAUGUCAAGUUCUGUCUGUAUGUUUUAAUUACAACCUAGAAAAUGACUUUUCGAAGACAUUAGAUUUCAAAAUUUUUAGCAACAAUUCACAAAGCAAAUCAUUGCUGAGCCGAUCAAAUUUCAUUUGACAUGAUUUGCAAUGUAAAUUAUAGGUAACAAUUGUCCUGUAGGACUUUGAUGACAAUACAAAAAAGUCUAUUUAUUUAGCCUUUCUCAUGCCAUACAGUCAGGCCUUAUCUGCCAUUUUUAGUUGGCAAACUGCAUGUACAUGGCAACCUGUCAAGGAGUGAAUUUAAGCACUUUGAAAGUUGAAACACAGUACUUAAUUGUUAAUAGUACCAUAUUGUAUAAAUAUACUCACUAAAUCACCCUUCUUACUGGCAUUUUUUGCACCUACCAUGAAAUGUCAUGCAUCUCCCCUUGGGAAAGGUUAAAUUAUGAUAGAUCAAAGUGAAAAUUUCACAAAUUUUUAUGUUACUCUUUGUAAGAACGUUUUUUCUGUAAAAUUGAAACACAGUAAUAACCAACCAUCUCUGUGUCAAGAACCUUUUUAAUUAAUACUGGAAACUGCUCCAUUCACUGUUUGGAGCACUCCGGAUUUUCGGAACACUAAUUGAAUCAAUUGAAACCAAAAGCGGUCACAUGUAUGACUGUUCUGUCUGCCCCUGCUCAAAAGUAGGGGCGGCCAGAACAGUUAUGUGACCAUCAGAACAGUCAUGUGACCGUCAGAACAGUCAUGUGAUCAUUAUUGGUUCGAUUUAAUUAGUGUUCUGAAAAUCCGGAGUACUCCGAACAGUAAAUGGAGCAGCCUCCAAAAUUUUGACAGAAAAUUGUUGUGUAAUGUAAUGACCUUUCAUUACAAAAAAGGUACAUAUGGUUAACAGGGUCUUAGCUAGGAUUUUGGAUCUUGGGCGUGUUUUUAAUGACCAGUGUGUGCACGUGUCAAUUACUUUGAAUAGUCAAAUUCAUAGUUCUAUAGUUAUACCAGACAAUGCCUGUGGUUGUUGUAUGCUUUGCAACCAAAUACAAGGUGAGCAUACGCUCAUAUAGCGCAGUGACAUUAGAAUAUUAAGUUAUUUCAGCAACUCUUGGGGGUAUUAAAACCAUUUUAACACCAUACAGUUCCCAUUAUCCUUGAGACACUUUUGCCAAUUUCAAUAACAACAGCAGUAGAUUUUACAAACUUUCUUACGAUGUAAAUUGGAAGAAAUUCUGUCUUUUGUAAGUACUGUAGCACCACCUUAUUUUAUGAACAUACACGUACGGCCUUAUAUAAAUAAUGAAGCCACGUUCAUUUUAAUGUAGCCGUGUUUUUCCACUUUUGGCCGCAAUAACACGGCCAACACGGCCCUCUAGCUAAGACCCUGAUGGUUAACACUGUUACAUAUGUACGGUACAUGCAUAUGUCAUGUAGUUGCCUUUAGUGGGGUGCAUUCUGAUUUUUAUUCUACAGGUAUAGCAUAGAAAAUAGCUUCACUGACAUGCCACUAAUGGUGCUAAUCUACCCAUGCAUGGGCUCAAGUGGGUUGAGCACAUGCACUGACAUAUUAAUUUAUUUUAUAUUGUAGAGGGUGAUUCUUCCAAUUUUUUAACUUAUUUCAAAAGAGCCACAGUCUUGAUGGCGAUGGGUAGAUCACGUUCAGCAUUGCCAGAUCUUGAUGAGGCAAUUAAAUUAAAUCCAAAAUUUUCACAG